Molecule: messenger RNA, 1308 nt
Organism: Cephus cinctus (wheat stem sawfly)
Lineage: Eukaryota; Metazoa; Arthropoda; Insecta; Hymenoptera; Cephidae
Gene: CREG
Product: protein CREG1
Exons: 5
Coding region: 160-1083 (307 amino acids)
Source: RefSeq, a predicted model, not a curated record
AUGCUUAAUCAUGAAAGUUGGAAAUGCGAUGAUCCAGUAGAAGAUCGUCAGUUGCUCGAAAACUGUGUAACCAGCCGCAAGUGUUAAAAUAAAAUUUUAAUUUGCCAUUUAGUAACAAAUAUAUACUACACAUACAUAUAUUGAGUCAUAAUCUGGACAAUGAUGUACCGCUGGACGAUAAUUUUUCUAAUUCUGGUACCAACGUUACUAGAAGCUAAUAGAAGAUUCGCCGAUUCAUAUGAGUAUGAAGAAUGGCAGGAGUUCAAAGACUUUCAGGAAUGGAAAAGAACAAAGAAAAUUCGUGGUGAUGCACUCGAAGAUCGUAAAUUUGGCCAAUUUGUUCCAUUAGAAAGAUAUUACAAAAGAAAAUCGUACGAAAAGCAUUAUCAUCAUAGGCCUCAAGGUUUUGAAGAUCCACCGCCAAUAGACCAGGCUGCCCUUAUGGGACGUUAUAUAGUCAAUCAGGCUGACUGGACGGCUGUGGCGACUAUCAGUUCCCGAAGGGAAACUGAAACCUUUCCAUUCGUUAAUGUAAUAUCCUGUAGCGAUGGUCCUUUAGGUAAUGGAUCUGGCAUUCCUUAUUUAUAUUUGACUCCAUUAGAUUUUACAGCACAAGAUGUAUCCAAAGAUCAUCGUUCCACUCUCAUGAUGACUCUUGCACAAGGUGAUUACUGUAAACAAAAGGUAUGGGAUCCCAUGGACCCUCGUUGCGCCAGGAUCGUCCUUACAGGCAAAAUUAAACCGAUAAAGAAUAAUACUGCUGAAUACAAUAUUGCGAAAAGUGCAAUGUUUAUUCGUCAUCCUUGGUUGGCUAAUAUGCCAGCUGAUCAUCACUUUUUCUUUGCCAAAUUGAAAAUUGGUGAGAUUGCCGUCUUGGAUACUUUUGGGGGUCCAAAAUAUGUUAGUGUUCAAGAUUAUCUACAUCCACCGACUCCAAAUGUUACAACGGAAUUCCUUAGACAAUUUCCAAUUAGAGAGCAACAAAAUGUUUUAAAUAAUUUUGACGAAACUGAAUCAGAAAUGGAAUUCGAUUCUUAUGAAAGCGAUUCAAAAUCAGUAGAACACUUUGUACGUCACGUAUAGGAUUUUUUACUGAAGGGAUAUGGCCAUGCAGCUGGGUCUAGCUGUACAUACAGGACUGACCGUUUUAUUUGAUCGCGCAACGUUUUGUAUUUUACUAUGGCUUUCAAGCAUCCAAGCAUAUAAUACUGAUUAAUUCAAGUCUAUUGCGAUAUAUAAUAAGAUAAAUAUGUCUUAUAACACUGUACUUAAAUUGUUUAUAAAAAUGAAAUAUGUAAAUUUUCGGAA